UUCUACUUUCCUUUUCCUCUUUUCUACUCUUCUCCCAAACAGACCCCUAUAUAUAUAUAUUUCCCUCUUCCUCCCUCUCUUUCAUUCAUAUAGCCAAAUUACUACUCUUCUCUCUUCUAAGAAAUUAUAUACAACAAUUAUUUUAGUGUACAAAACACAUUGUGAUAAAAAUGGAUCGGAAAAAUGCUCUUUGGAUCGGGUUUCUCUGCAUUAUCGUCGCCGGUGUAGGGGGUCAAGCUCCUGCCACGUCACCCACUACUAGUCCCGCACCACCAACAUCCACUACCCCUGCACCUACCGGUUCUCCACCUCCUGCAGUAAGUUCACCUCCUCCAUCUGUAUCUUCUCCACCAGCAACUUCACCACUACCUGCCGCUUCUCCACCUCCACCAGUGAGUGCUCCACCACCAGCUACUCCUCCACCAGUGAGUGCUCCACCACCAGCUACUCCUCCACCAGUGAGUGCUCCACCACCAGCUACUCCUCCACCAGUGAGUGCUCCACCACCAGCUACUCCUCCACCAGUGAGUGCUCCACCACCAGCUACUCCUCCACCAGUGAGUGCUCCACCACCAGCUACUCCUCCACCAGUGAGUGCUCCACCACCAGCUACUCCUCCACCUGUGAGUACUCCACCUCCACCGGCAGCGGCACCUGCACCGGUCGCAACUCCACCUGCUUCAGCUCCGGCUCCUACUCCGACUACAAAGGUAGCUACAUCUCCGGCACCUUCGCCGGUGGGAUUGUUGAGUCCUCCAGCACCACCUCUGGGUGCUCCGUCACCGAGUGGUUUAUCUCCUGCUCCAUCAGCCCCUGAUCAGAGUGGAGUGGAGGGCAAUAUGAGAUUUUCAAAUAUGAUUAUGGGAAGUUUGGUGUUUGGAUGGGGUCUCCUCUACUUGCUGAUUUAGAAGUCUCUGUGAUUUUGUGCUCAUUUGCUUUUGCCACUAUAUUUUAUAUUAAUAUGAAAUGCCAUCACUUUAGCUUAUUAGUAGGAGGAGGAUGAUGGCUUUAUUUUUCCCACAUGUACUUGGAUUAUAUAUUCACUUGGAUUCUUUUUGGAGGUUUAUUGUUGAGGGGAAUUUAUUUUUGUUUUGGGACUUAAACUACUACUCUAUUAGCUAGCUCAUCCAUUUA
This is a messenger RNA of Solanum tuberosum (potato), 1134 nucleotides long. Its product is annotated as classical arabinogalactan protein 9. Gene Ontology annotation, cellular component: plasma membrane. The transcript has 2 exons. The record is from RefSeq and is a predicted model, not a curated record. Lineage: Eukaryota; Viridiplantae; Streptophyta; Magnoliopsida; Solanales; Solanaceae. Bases 171 to 908 code for a protein of 245 amino acids.